AUGGGUGGGCCGGCUACGGCCGGCUGGGAGACGUCCACGCGGCCGACGACAUACAGCUUACGCACCUCGUUCCCCAGCAUGAAGGCGGUGGGACCGCGGAAGGGGAAGGAGUGCACGGGGAGGGCAGAUGGCAUGAUCUCCACGCCAACGAUCUGUGCGCCCUUCUCCUCCCGCAGCUCCUGGCAGCAGGCCUCGAUGCUGGCAUGCCAGCCGAAGUCCACGUGGGCAUCUGAACCAUGA
Molecule: messenger RNA, 240 nt
Organism: Auxenochlorella protothecoides
Lineage: Eukaryota; Viridiplantae; Chlorophyta; Trebouxiophyceae; Chlorellales; Chlorellaceae
Exons: 1
Coding region: 1-240 (79 amino acids)
Source: RefSeq, a predicted model, not a curated record